AUGAUUUCUAGUACUAUCAUCCUUGCAUUACUUGCCAGCAAUGCCCUUGCAGAAGGCGCCUCAGCUAAGGCUGAAACCACAUAUUACCCUGAAGUCAUCACUAUCCACCCCCCUAAGACAACGAAGACGGUAAAGACGAUGACAUGGCCCGAUGGCUUUCUAAACUUACCCGGACGGACUUCAAGGCUUACGAAGACAAUCACCCUUCUCCCCCUCCAUGCCCGCGAGACCGGUGACAUAAGUCCUAAGCAGGCGGAUACCAUCCCUGGUUCCUCCGAAGAGGCCCUGCGUGACAUCUCGGCACUCACCGAGGACGAAGGAUCGAGUCCUGUCUUCAUUCCAACCGUGGUUUCCGUCGGCCCGAUGGCCACUGAUCAUUCGGACAAAAGUGCUGUCGCUGCCAAAAACCUCGUUGAGGCUCGCGCGUCUGAGCUUGAGAAGACCGUCUUCGUCACGAUCACCAAGGAACCGACUAAGUCCUCUAGCAGGUCUAAACCGACUCCAUCCACUUGGUCGAAAGGGAAGCAUUGCCCUUACCCAUACCCAGGUGAAAAGUGCCGGCAGCCCACAUCAGAACACAGAAGUACCAAGUCGUCCUCGUCGACUAAGUCGUCCUCGUCGAUACCACCCAGGACCUCUUCGUCCAGCAAACCUUGCCCAUACCCUGGGCAGAAGUGCUAA
Molecule: messenger RNA, 681 nt
Organism: Diplodia corticola
Lineage: Eukaryota; Fungi; Ascomycota; Dothideomycetes; Botryosphaeriales; Botryosphaeriaceae
Exons: 1
Coding region: 1-681 (226 amino acids)
Source: RefSeq, a predicted model, not a curated record